Hyaloscypha bicolor E is the source of this 4769-nucleotide messenger RNA. RefSeq lists its product as uncharacterized. The transcript has 15 exons. Gene Ontology annotation, molecular function: ABC-type transporter activity; ATP binding; ATP hydrolysis activity. Gene Ontology annotation, cellular component: membrane. Gene Ontology annotation, biological process: transmembrane transport. The coding region runs from base 1 to 4650 and encodes 1549 amino acids. The record is from RefSeq and is a predicted model, not a curated record. Lineage: Eukaryota; Fungi; Ascomycota; Leotiomycetes; Helotiales; Hyaloscyphaceae.
AUGUUUUAUACAAAGUCGGACCGCAUGUUCACUGAGAACGCGGAGGGACCUGAUGGCACCAGCGUUCCUCUUCACAACAUUGACAAUACCGGCGAGCGUCCACAUCAGCCUGAGGAGGCUUCUUCCUCUACGAGUGAUGUCGACAACAAUGGAACAUGGGGCGAGCGUGAUAUUGGAGUGCCAGUCAAUCUCCGUUCAGCUAUGAGCGAGUAUGAGGAAAUGCGCCGGGAAUUGACCGCUCUUUCGAAAACUCGCACCGAGAAAAGCAUUAAAAGUAAUGCAACACGAGAAAAAUCUAGGCUAGGAGGGAUCUCGGCGGCUGGAAGUCGUCGUUCUCGUGCAGCUUCCGAUGCUCGCAAUGAACUUGAGCGAAAUCUUGAAGCUCAGGAGGGAGAGAAGCCUGAGGAGGGUAGUGAGGGUGACUUCGAAUUGGAUGAGUUCUUGAAGGAUGGCCACUUUGAGAAGAGACGGGCUGGAAUGUCAACCAAGAAAGUUGGUGUCGUCUAUAAGAAUCUUACAGUGAAGGGAGUGGGAGCGACCACUACCUUUGUCAAAACCCUACCAUCUGCUGUUAUCGGGACUUUCGGCCCAGACCUUUACAACUUACUUUCCAGAUUCAUCCCUGGGUUACCAAAACCUGGCUCUGUAGGAGAGAAGCGAGACCUGAUCCGUGAUUUCACCGGUCUUGUUCGAGAUGGCGAGAUGCUUCUGGUCCUCGGGCGGCCAGGAAGUGGAUGCAGUACGUUCUUGAAAGCUGUUAGCAACAAAAGAGCGGCCUUCGCAGGCGUCGAAGGCGGGGUGUUUUACGGAGGCAUUCCGGCCAAAGAACAAGCAAAACAUUACAAAGGAGAAGUCAAUUACAACGAAGAAGACGAUCAGCAUUUUCCAACUCUGACUGUGGAGCAAACACUCGAGUUCUCACUCCUGAACAAAACGAAGAAGCACGAGAAGGGAGAUAUUCCGAUUAUCAUUGGUGCGCUUUUGAAGAUGUUUGGGAUUUCCCACACCAGAUACACAUUGGUUGGUGAUGCUUUCGUCCGAGGGGUUUCUGGUGGUGAGCGAAAACGUGUUUCCAUUGCGGAAACACUUGCGACGAAAUCUACAGUCGUUGCUUGGGAUAAUAGCACCCGUGGCCUGGACGCUUCAACGGCUCUCGAUUACGCCCAUUCGCUUCGAGUCAUGACCGAUAUCAGUAACAGAACAACACUUGUAACGUUGUACCAGGCCGGGGAGGGCAUUUACGAGCUUGUAGACAAGGUUCUCGUUAUCGAUGAAGGCCGAAUGGUGUAUCAAGGACCCGCAGGCGCUGCCAAGAAAUAUUUCCAGGAUCUUGGGUAUUACUGUCCAGAGAGACAGACAACAGCAGAUUUCCUAACUGCUUGUACUGACCCGACUGAGCGAAGAUUCCGAGACGACUUCGAUGGGCCGAUUCCGAAGGGCCCAGUUGAGCUCGAGAAGGCCUUCCGGGAGAGUGAAGCGUAUAAACUUGUCCUUCGGGAUGUCGAGAAUUAUGAGAAAAUGCUUCACGAGACCGAUCAUGCCGAUGCCAGGGAGUUCAAGCAGUCCGUACAGGAAACAAAGUCCCGAACGGUGUCAAAACGAUCAAGCUACACGGUUUCGUUUGUUCGACAAGUCCUUGCUUGUACGAAGCGUGAGUUCUGGCUGACGUGGGGCGAUAAAACGACCCUUUACACGAAGUUUUUCAUUAUCAUCUCGAACGGCUUUAUCGUUGGGUCUCUAUUUUAUGGACAAGGUACCGAUACUGCGGGUGCAUUCUCAAGAGGUGGAACACUCUUCUUCUCUAUCUUAUUUUUGGGAUGGCUUCAGCUGUCUGAGCUGAUGAAAGCUGUUUCGGGUCGCACUAUCAUUGCCAGACACAACGACUAUGCUUUCUAUCGACCUUCCGCUGUGGUUAUCGCUAGAGUCCUCCAGGAUUUCCCUAUGCUGUUGGUUCAGGUCAUCCCAUUCUCGAUCAUCAUGUACUUCUUGACCGGUCUGGACGUAGAUGUCUCCAAAUUCUUCAUCUAUUUCCUGUUUAUCUACGUAACGACACUCUGCAUUACAUGCUUGUAUCGAAUGUUUGCCGCUCUGUCUCCUGGCAUCGAUGAUGCAGUACGAUUCUCUGGCAUUGCGCUCAAUCUUCUGAUUACCUAUACCGGAUAUGUUAUCCCCCGGCCGCAGCUGCUUUCCAAAUAUAUCUGGUUUGGAUGGUUAUACUGGGUCAACCCAAUUGCUUACAGUUUCGAAGCUGUCAUUACAGACGAGUUCUACGACCGCACACUCACUUGCAACCCAUCUGAGACUGUGCCAAACGGCCCUGGCUUUGACAACACUUUAUAUCAGGGAUGUGCCUUUACUGGAGCUGAGGUUGGAUCUCUGAAUGUUCCAGGAUCAAGAUAUUUAAACGUGUCUUUCAAUUAUUCAAGAAGUCAUCUUUGGAGAAAUUUUGGUGUUGUAAUCGCCUUCACCGUUCUGUAUAUCGGGAUCACGAUGAUUGCAUCUGAGCUCUUCAAUUUCAAUGCUAGUGGUGGCGGUGCUCUCGAGUUCAAAAGAUCGAAAGCCACAAAGAAGAAGGUCAAGGCAGCGACUGCUCCUUCUGAUGUUGAGAAAGGAAACAAGGAACGCAUUCCCAGCGAUUCAUCAGGAUCUAGCGACAUUCUAGGGGUGCAAGAGGAAGAGGCCCUCCAACAGAUCUCCGGCUCCGAAAGUAUCUUCACCUGGGAGGAUGUAGAAUACAGUGUUCCGUACAUGGGAGACGAACGAAAACUCCUGAACAAAAUCAGCGGCUAUGCUAAGCCUGGAGUCAUGAUUGCACUUAUGGGCGCGUCGGGUGCCGGUAAAACAACUCUUCUGAAUACUUUGUCUCAGAGACAGAAGAUUGGAGUUGUAUCUGGGGAUAUGUUUGUCGACGGAAGACCCCUAGACACUGAAUUUCAACGGGGCACAGGGUUUUGUGAGCAAAUGGAUCUCCACGAUGGCACUGCAACUAUUCGAGAGGCUCUGGAGUUCUCAGCCAUUCUUCGACAAGACCGCAACAUCUCAAAAGCUGACAAAAUCGCCUACGUCGACAAAAUCAUUCAUCUUCUAGAACUCCACGAUAUGCAAGACGCUUUAAUCAGAUGCUUGGGAGUUGAACAGCGCAAGCGGGUUACUAUCGGAGUUGAGUUGGCAGCCAAGCCUAAUCUAUUGCUCUUCUUGGAUGAGCCCACCUCUGGGCUUGAUUCUCAAUCGGCAUACAGCAUUGUUCGCUUCCUGAAGAAGUUGUCGCAAGCCGGGCAAGCAAUCAUCUGUACUAUUCACCAACCAUCUUCAGUCCUUAUUCAAGAAUUCGACAUGAUUCUUGCUUUGAAUCCUGGUGGACACACCUUCUACUUCGGUGCUGUGGGAGACAAUGGCAGUGCGGUAAUCAAGUACUUUGCCGACAGAGGCGUCCAGUGUCCACCAAACAAGAAUGUGGCUGAAUUCAUUCUUGAGACUGCGGCGAAAGGAGGCAGACGAUCAGAUGAAAGAGAUUCAACUGGAACGACGAAGAUCCAGAGAAUCAAGACCGAGCGAAGCAAAGUUGAAACUCGAGCCGCAGGCGAUCAGCAUGAAUUUGCCUCACCUGUAGCUUUACAGACAACGGAGCUCACGAAACGCUUGUUCAUCCAAUACUGGAGAGAACCAGCAUACCUUUACGGCAAGCUCUUCGUCUCGGUCAUCAUUGGUAUCUUCAACGGCUUCACGUUCUGGAAAUUGGGUUACACCGUGGCCGAUAUGCAAGACAGAAUGUUCACCUCCUUCCUCAUUCUCCUAAUUCCUCCAACUAUCGUCAAUGCCGUUGUACCAAAAUUUUACCAGAACCGAGCUCUUUGGGAGGUGCGAGAACUUCCUUCCAGAAUUUAUGGCUGGGUUGCAUUUUGUACGGCCAAUGUUGUCGCUGAGAUUCCAAUUGCAAUUCUCGGCGCAACAACCUAUUGGGCUCUGUGGUACUGGCCCACUGGUCUCCCGACUGAUUCAUCAACAUCUGGCUACGUUCUCCUGAUGACCAUGCUUUUCUUUUUAUUUCAAUCAGCAUGGGGGCAAUGGAUCUGUGCCUUCGCUCCCUCAUUCACAGUCAUCUCCAACGUCCUCCCCUUCUUUUUCGUAAUCUUCUCCCUUUUCAACGGCGUCGUGCGUCCCUAUGCCCAGCUCUCCGUCUUCUGGCGGUACUGGCUCUACUACCUCAACCCCUCUACUUACUGGAUCGGUGGCGUCCUCGCUGCAACACUGAAAAACACCCCCGUCCGGUGUGCGCCUCAAGAAGCAGCAUACUUCAACCCGCCCCCAGGCUCAACCUGCUCCUCCUACGCUCAGGCAUUCGUGGACUCAGCAACUGGAUACCUCACCAACCCCGACGCGACUACAGACUGCGGAUACUGCCAGUACAGCUCCGGCGUCGACUACAUGCGCACUCUUAACAUCGAGCCCAAAGAUAAGUGGAGAUAUUUUGGAAUAUUCCUGGCGUUUUGCGUCAGUAAUUGGGCGCUGGUCUACUUUUUUAUUUAUACUGUAAGGAUUCGGGGGUGGAGCUUUGGGUUUGGGUAUGUUUUUGGGGUUGCGGGGAAGGCGGGCGGGGCUGUUAAGGGGGUAUUUAAAGGGAAGGGGAAGAAGGAGAUUAAGGAAAUUUAGAGAUAGAGAGGUAGAAAUAGAUUUGGGUUUAGCGAUGAACUUGAGAUUGAAUUAAUUAGUACUAGAGCAUGUUGUUGGUUGAGUCUAUGAUCUCAUCGUCUAGAAUAAAGGAACUGAGC